This is a messenger RNA of Penaeus monodon (black tiger shrimp), 6504 nucleotides long. Its product is annotated as mucin-2-like. Bases 1 to 6504 code for a protein of 2167 amino acids. The record is from RefSeq and is a predicted model, not a curated record. The transcript is spliced from 7 exons. NCBI's taxonomy places the organism in Eukaryota, Metazoa, Arthropoda, Malacostraca, Decapoda, Penaeidae.
AUGUGGUGGCAUUGGGCUGUCACCGUUAAGCCUCUGGACCCCGCCUAUACCCAAAGACCCACUCUGGGGGAUUUUUGGGGGGAACAGGCUCAGAUUCACUGCCCAGGCAAAGGGUACCUGAGCUUUUGCUUCGGGGUAUUCUACCUAGAAACGGGCCCCCUGAAUAGGGGACUUUGGGAGUCAUCGGCGGGGUCCAGGGCUUCAACGGUGCACCCCAAACUGCCACCACAUCCACAGGGGCCUCUGCUGCUAGACAAUGCUCCUAAACCCAAAGGCUGUGGUUGUUACGUACCACCGACAAAAUUACCACCAAAAACAGCCCCCCGUACCCCCACAACUACCCACAACAUACAAAAACAUACCCCCAACAACAUACCACACAACAUACCCCCAAAACAACGUACCCCCACAAAUUACCACACAAAUACCCCCACAACAGUACCCCCAAACAACUACCCCCAAAAACAGUACCACCAAAAAUUACCAAAAAAACGACCACCAACAACAUACACCAACAACAGUCCCCCCGACAAAUUACCCCAACACUCCCCAAAAACCCCCCCAAACAAAAUUCCACCCAACAAAGUACCACCACAAAAACCCCCCAAAAACGUACCACCAAAAACCUUUACCACCGCAAAUCCCACCACCAGUACCACCGACAAACUACCCCCAACAGUACCACCAAAACAGUACCCCACAACAGACCACCAAACAAAAGACCCCCAAACAACGUACCACCAAAAACAGUACCCCAAAACCAUCCACCGACACACCCCACCAAAAACAUCCACCAAAAUUUUCCACCAACAAAUUACCCCAAAGUACCCCCAACCAUCCACCAACAACAGUCCCACCGAAAACAUCCACCACAAAGUCCCCAACAACAAACCACCGACAAAAAUCCACCAACAACAGUCCACCACACAGUCCACCAACAACUCCCCACAACAGGCCCCGCAACCCCAAACCCCAAAACCAACCGAACACGCCCGAAAACACGGCACGCAACAGCUGAAACCGACAACAGCCCCCGAAAAAUCGCCCGAAAACGCUGCACCAAAAACAUCCCCCGGGCAACAGCCCCACCACAACAGCUGCACCGACAACCUGCACCGACAACACCCCACGCAACGUGCACCGAAAAACAUGCACCGAACACCCCGAAACAGUCGCAACAAAAGUGCCCACAACACCCCGACAACAGCCCCCCAAAACCCCACAACAUCGCACCGCACAGCUGCCCCGAAAACAGCGCCCGAAAAACCCAACCCGCCCCGAAAACAGUGCCCCAAAACACGCACCGAAAAACAGUGCACGACACACCGCACCGAAAACGCGGCCCGACAACAGCUGCCCGACAACACGCACCGACAACUCGCACCGAAAAAGCUCACGACAACACCCACCGAAACAGGCACCGACAAACCGCACCGCCCCCCAAACAGCUGCACCGACAACGGGCCACCGAAAAAACCCCCAAACCUGCCCGAAACAGUGCACCGAAAACAUGGCACCGAAAACCACCAAAAACAGUUCACCGACAACAGCGCCCCACAACAGCUGCACCGACAACACUGCCCCGACAACAGCUGCCCGAAACGGCCCGAAAAUAAGGGGUCGCACCGAAAACCCCAAGCGCCCGCAACCCCGCACCGCCCCGCGCCCCCAACGGCCCCGAAAAAACAACAGCUGCCGAAAACAGCGCCCCGCAACAGUGCACCGGACAAAUCGCACCGCAACACCCCCCACAACAGCUGCACCGACAAAGCCGACCAAACAACAGCGCACCGAAAACAGCGCCCGACACACCGCCCACAACAGCUGCCCCGAAACGGCCCACCGCCCCCCAAACAAGCUGCACCGACAACAGCUGAAACCGCAACGCGCCAAAAAUCCACAAAGCGACCGACAACAGCUCACCGAAAACCCCCAGCCCCCACCAAAAACCGCCCAAAAAAACGCCCCAAAAACCCCCGCACCGCAACGGCACCGAAAAGCUGCACCGACAACACGCACCAAAACAGCUGCCCCGACAACGCCGCACCGACCAGCCGCACCACAACACGCACCAACCUGCCCGACAACACUGCACCACAACCCGCACCGCAACAGCCCCCCGCCGAAAACCCGUGCACCGAAACAGCUGCACCGCCGGCCCCAAAACUCACCGACAACACCGACGCAACAUUUGCCCCAAAACAGUGCACCGAAAAUUUGCCCGACAACCCCCACCGACAACAUCCAAACCGAAACAGCGCCCACACAGGCACCGAAACAGCCGCCCCGACAACCCGCCCGACAACAGUCGCACCACAACAUUUCUCCCCCGACAGGGUGCCCGAAAACACGCACCGACAACAGUUGCACGGGACCACCCCCUUUCACCAACAACAGCUGCCCGAAAACUUUUCCCGCCGCCCCAAAACAGCUCCCCGGAACCUGCACCGCCCCCUCACGAAAACCCCGCACCGAAAACAGCCGCACCACACUCCCACCGAAAAACAUUUGCACCGACAACAGCCCCGCCCCCGCAACAACAGUUUCCGCAAAACACCCCCCGCAAAGCUCACCGACAUUUCGCACCAAAACAGCGCACCGAAAACAGCGCACCGAAAACCCCCCGCAAAACCCAAACAGCGCACCGAAACAGUUGCACCGACAACGCGCCCCAACAAAUGCCCGAAAACAGCUGCCCCGAAAACAGCUGCCCCGAAAAUAGGCACCAAAAACAGCUCACCGACAACACCCCCGCACGGCCCAAAACCCCGCCCCGAAAAGCUGCCCCGACAACAGCCGCACCGAACACUCACCAAAAAAGGGGCCCCACCGACAACAGCUGCCCCCGCAAAACGCCCAAAAACAGCUGCCCGAAAAAGCCGACGAAACAGCUGCACCGAAAAAUUGAAACCCGACAACACCCGCCCCGACAACACUGCACCGACAACCCCCCAACCGAAAAACAGCUGCACCGAAACACCGCACCGCAACACCCAAACCGAAAACCCGCACCGACAACAGCUCCCCAAAAACGGCACCGAAAAAGGCCCCACCGGCCCCACAACACCGCACCAAACAGCUCCCCGAAAAACAUGCACCGACAACAGCGCCCACCGCCCCGAAAGCGCCCGACAAAGCCGACCGAAACAGUUUUCACCGAAAACAGCUGCCCCGCAACAGUCCCCCGAAAACAGCCGCACCGACAACCACUGCACCGAAAAAAGCUGCACCCGAAAAACGUCGCACCGACAACGCCGACCGACAACACCCACCGACAACACUGCACCGACAACAGCCCCCGACAGCUGCCCAAAAAACGCAAAAACCGACAACAUCCCCACCGAAACGCCCCCCGAAAACUGCCCAAAAACAGCUCACCGACCACCCCGCACCGACAACAGCUCCCCAAAAACGCGCACCCACAGCUGCACCGAAAACAGUUGCACCGACAACAGUCGCACCAACAAACCCUGCCCCAAAAAACAGUUGCACCGACAACACUGCCCCACAACACCCCCCGACAACCUGCCCGAAAAACACCCCCGACAAAAGUCGCACCAACAACCGCCCGACAACAGCCCACCGAAAACAGCUCACCAAAAAACACCGGGCCCCGAAAGCCGCACCGAAAACUCACCGACAACACCCACCGCAACAGCCGCACCGACAACAGCGCACCACAACACCGCUCAAAAACACCCGCACCGAAAACAGCCCCGACAACACUGCACCAAAAAACUUUUGCCCGAAAACAUCGCCCCAAAACAACACUCCCCGAAAACUUUGCACCGAAAACCCCACCGAAAACCUGCCCGAAAACAUUUGAAACCGAAAACACCGCCCGACACAGCUCACCAAAAACAGUUGCCCGAAAACAGCUCACCGAAAACCCUGAAACCGAAACUUUUGCCCAAAAAAUUUUUGCCCGACAACAGUCGCCCAAAAAGCUCACCGAAAAACACUGCCCCGCAACCUGCACCGAAAACAUUGCCCCCGAAAACCCCGCCCGACAACCCAAAACCCGAAAACUUGACCGACAACGUCGCAAACAAACUGCCCGACAACACCCCCCCCCAAAACAGCUGCCCCAAAAACGCCCACCGACAACACUGCAACCAACACCCGCACCAAAAAAGCUGCACCGAAAACUUGCACGACAACGUGCACCGAAAACAGCGAACCAACAACAGCUGCACCGAAAAACGGUCGCACCGACAAAAGCUGCACGACAACAGCCGCCCGACAACAGCUGCCCCGACAACAGCUGCCCUAAAACAGCUCCCGAAAAAGUUGCCCGACAACUCGCACCAAAAACACUGCCCGAAAACAGCUGCACCGACAACAGCCGCACCGACCAGCUGCCGAAACCCGAAACCGACAACGCUGCAACCGAAACAGCUGCCCGACAACCCACCGACAACAGUGCCCGCAACAGCCGCCCGAAAAACCUGCCCCAAAAACUUUUGCCCCAACAACAGUCGCACAAAACAGCUGCACCGACAAGUUGCCCGAAACACCGCCCCAAACAACGCUGCACCGAAACACUCCCAAAAAACAUACACCGAAAACAGCUGCACCGACAACAGCUGCACCGACAACAGCCGCACCGAAAACAGCCGCCCGAAAACAGUUGCCCAACAACAGUCGCCCCCAACAACAGCUGCCCGACAAAAUUGCACCGAGAACACCGCCCAACACAGCUGCCCCACGCACUGCACCGACAACACUCCCCGGGAAAAUUUUUUCACCGACAACUCCACCGACAGCUGCCGAAACAUUCCCGCAACAUCGCACCCCCAGCUCCCACCACAACGCUGCACCAACAACAGCUGCACCGAAAAACAGUUGCACCGACAACUUUCGCACCAACAACAUCCCGAAAACAUUGCCCGACAACAGUCGCACCGACAACAGCUGCACGAAAAACAUUUCCCGAAACAGUCGCCCAACAACAGCUCCCACAAUAGCUACCCAACACAGCUGCCCAAAAACUGCUGCACCAAAACAGCCGCCCGACAACAGCUGCCCAAAAAACUUUUGCCCCGAAAACGCGCACCAACAACAGUGCCCGAACAUUUGCCCGACAACAGUCGCACAACACAGCUCACCGAAAACAGCCCCCACCAACAACACUCCCGAAAACAUUCCCCGACAACAUCAACCAAAAAACGCUGCCCACAGCCGCACCGACAACAGCCGCACCGACAACAGCUGCACCGAAAACAGCUGCACCGACAACAGCCGCACCGACAACAGCUGCACCAAACAACACCCAAAACAGCUGCACCCGAAAACAUUUUCCCGACAGCAUCGCACCGCAACGCUGCACCGACAACACCGCACCAAACAACAGCUGCACCAAAAACGCUGCCCCAAAAACGCGCACCGACAACAGCCGCCCGAAAACAGCGCACCGAAACAUUGCCCCAAAAACAGUCCACAACAACACCCUUUCCCCGAAACAGUUGCACCGAAAACUCGCACCAAAACACUGCACCGAAAAACGCUCCCCCAACAACACUCACCAAAACUUGCCCCGACAACACGCCCCAAAACAUUUCACCAAAAAACCGCACACCGAAAACACCCCACCACAACAGCGCACGACAACACUGCACCCGCAACACCCGCCCACAACAGUCCCAAAAACCUGCCCCAAAAACACUGCACCAAAAACAUUUCACCGCAGCAGUCGCACCGACCAGCUCACCGACAACACCGCACCAAAAAACAGCUGAACCAAAAACACUGCACCGAAAACAUUUUGCACCGACAACAUCGCACCGAAACCUGCCCAACAACAGCUGCACCAAAACCCGCCCCGAAAACAGCGCCCCAACAACAGUGCACCGACAACAGCUCACCGACAACAUGCCCCGACAACAGCUGAAACCGAAACCCCGCACCGACAACGUACCCCCCAAAAACAUCCCCGAAAACGCUGCCCCAAAACAGCUGCACCGACAACGGUCGCACCGAAAACAGCUGCACCGACAACAGCUGCCCCGAAAACGCUGCACCGACAACACCGCACCGACACACCGCCCGACAACAGCUGACCGCCAACAGCCGCACCACAACAUCCCCACCAAAAACACUCACCGACCGCUGCACCGAAAACAGUCGCCCGCAACGCUGCACCGCAACAGCUGCAGAAAACAGCGCACCCCAAACCCGCACCAAAACAUGCACCAAAAACAGUUGCCCGACAAAAUUUUGCACCGAAAAACACGCCCAACAACAGCUGCACCGACAACAGCUGCACCGACAACAGCCGCACCGACAACAGUACCACCGACAACAGUACCACCGAAAAAGCUGCCCAUAACAGCUCACCGACAAAGUCCACCACAACACUGCACCGAAAACGUCCCACCAACAGCGCACCGACAACAGUACCCCGACAACAGCCCCCAAAAAACGCUGACCGACAACCCGCCCGAAACAUACCCCCCGACACAGCUGCCCCAACAACUCGCCCGCCGCACUUCGUUUAACAAGUGA